UUCGAAACUAUGCUGCUUGUUUUUAAAAAGUUCGUGUAGGAAGCACGUUUUAUCAAUAUAGAAACAAAUGUGUAUUGUAUAUUUCCAGUUUUCUGAAUUUUAAUCAUGAAUAAUAAUCAAGUGCAGAUAAUUUAAUAUUUUUACUUAGAACGAUUGAUUUCUACUUAUGAAAAUAACGUUCGUCUUAGUACUAAUAAAUAAUAAUUUCCAUAUUUUUUUUUGUGCAAAUUCAAUUAAUUCUAAAGUUUUUUGCUGUCCUUUAUGAUUAUUAUUUAUUAUGUCUGAAAAAUCGGGAACUUCAUCGAAAACUGUUGUUAUUGCUGCAAAACCGGAUAGAAAAAUUUUUAGACCUAAAAAGAAAGCCAUAUCAGGUAUCCCAUCUGAAAUAUCAGAAAAUCCGGAGAUUUUGCAAUCAAUAAGCAUUCUUCCUACCAAUUAUAAUUUCGAAAUCCCCAAAACAAUCUGGCGGAUAAAAAAGUGUGAAUCAAAAUGUGUCGCUCUGCAAUUUCCUGAGGGUUUAUUGAUAUUCGCUUUAACUAUAGCGGAUAUACUUCAAACAUUUACUGGUGUUGAAACAAUUAUUUUAGGCGAUGUUACUUAUGGGGCGUGUUGUAUUGACGAUUACACUGCUAGAGCCUUAGGAGCUGAUUUGAUGGUUCAUUAUGGACACAGCUGCUUAGUACCAAUUAAUAGAACUGAAAAUAUUAACAUGCUAUAUAUCUUUGUUGAUAUCAAAAUCGAUUUUUUGCACUUAAUAAACACUAUUGAAAAGAAUUUUGAAAAAGCCCCAUUAGCGUUGUUGAGCACCAUACAGUUUGUUUCAACUGUCCAACAAAUUGCAUCUGAUUUACAAAAUCUUGGUUAUAGUAUUGAAAUUCCACAAGCCAAACCCCUUUCACCUGGAGAAACACUUGGUUGCACUUCUCCAAAAAUAAAAAAAUCACAAAAAGUAAUAUUCAUUGGAGAUGGACGAUUCCAUUUAGAAUCUGCAAUGAUUGCAAAUCCUACUCUGGAAUUUUUCAGGUAUAAUCCUUAUGACAAAAAGAUCACUAAAGAAAAUUAUGAUUAUGAUAAAAUGAUCCAGAUUCGGCACAAAGAAGUUCAGCUUGCUGCAAACUACCAAAAAUUUGGCAUCAUACUGGGAACAUUAGGGCGUCAAGGUAGUCCCAAAGUUCUAGAUUAUAUUCAAAACAUUCUCAGGCAGAGUAAUAAAUGCCACAUAAUAGUGCUGCUGUCUGAAAUUUUUCCUGAUAAAUUAAAGUUAUUUGAUAAUAUUGAAGCUUGGGUCCAAAUAGCUUGUCCAAGAUUAUCUAUUGACUGGGGAUAUUCAUUUGGGAAACCAUUGCUUUCUCCUUAUGAACUUGCUGUUGCGAUGAAGGAAAUUAUGUGGCAAGAUAAAUAUCCUAUGGACUUCUAUGCAUCAACUAGUUUAGGUUCUUGGACACCUAAUCAUGUUUCUUCAGUUAUUGAUAAGGAUUCAUGUAAGAGUUGUUCAGAUUGCAGCUGUUCUAAUAAUAAAAAAAAUUAACAUU
This is a messenger RNA of Argiope bruennichi, 1532 nucleotides long. It is a transcript of the gene Dph1, whose product is annotated as 2-(3-amino-3-carboxypropyl)histidine synthase subunit 1-like. Gene Ontology annotation, biological process: protein histidyl modification to diphthamide. The record is from RefSeq and is a predicted model, not a curated record. Gene Ontology annotation, molecular function: 2-(3-amino-3-carboxypropyl)histidine synthase activity. The transcript is spliced from 2 exons. The coding region runs from base 278 to 1528 and encodes 416 amino acids. Lineage: Eukaryota; Metazoa; Arthropoda; Arachnida; Araneae; Araneidae.